AUGGGCAGCGCCAGCAGCAAAGCAGACGACGUCGAUCCCAAACAUUUGGGCGCCGACCCGAACGAUCCGAACGCCUUUGCGCUGCACCAGCACCCGUAUUACAGCCAAUCAGGACACGACAAGACGCACCAGCAGCCGACUCGGGAAGACGGCAGCUGCGUGGAGACUGCCCGAGACAGCACGCGGCCCCAGUCGCUGUCGUCGUCGGCUUUGCAGCAGCAACAACAGCAGCAGCAGUGCGAUGCCGACGAGCACAGUACGACCGAAGCUAUGGACGUGGACCUCCCGCCCGCGUCGCUGGACGGUGCGCCGUACUUGAACGGAGAAAGGACCGGUACAGCUCCGUUGGACGGGCAAGCCGAGCGAAACAGGGGGCACGGGACCGACGCGACGGACGUUGCAAUGGCGCCUCGCGAAGAUGUGGUGCCUAUGGUGUUCAAGUGGGAGCACGGCGGCCGCAAUGUGUUUAUCACCGGCACGUUCAAUGGAUGGGACAAGCAGUGCCCCAUGCACCGCUCGGGCAAUGACUUUACGUACAUUGCUAACCUGACACGGGGGAAGCACAUGUACAAGUUUGUCGUGGACGACGACUGGCGGUUUGCACCUGACCAGCUCACGAUGGCCGAUGUUGAAGGCAAUGUGAACAAUUAUGUCGACGUGUCGGAGUUUGCUCCGCUGUCGGACUUUGACGGGAAGAACAAGGCACUGGAUGACGACGACGACGACGCGGAGAACCCGUACUCGCGGUACAUUCCUGAGAUUGACGAAUACACCAAAGAGCCCCCUCCACUUCCGCCGCACUUGCGGCACAUCAUACUGAACAAGGCGCCGCCAACAGUCGAUGGACGAUUGCUGCCUGUGCCGCAGCACGUGGCGCUCAAUCAUCUCUACUGCACGGCAAUCAAGGACGGCAUGAUGGUGCUCGGCAUCACCAAUCGCUACAAGCAAAAGUUCGUGACUACCGUUUAUUAUAGCCUCAUGCCUGGCGCCAACUAG
Messenger RNA from Hyaloperonospora brassicae, 996 nucleotides. The record is from the annotation of a GenBank genome assembly. NCBI's taxonomy places the organism in Eukaryota, Oomycota, Peronosporomycetes, Peronosporales, Peronosporaceae.